UGCCGCUCACAGCAUGAAUAUUGCAAUUAAAGUCUAGCGUUUCUAAACAUUUAUAAAUAACAAAAGUACCAUGUUUACGCACCAGAAAKAGCUCGUCAAUUCUCGGCGCCGUAUAGUUUGCGCUUUGGAUAGUUUUUCAGUCAAGGGUUUUGUUUUGACCUGUUUUGGUGGGUUGAAAUGAAUAACGUCGCAAUUGUGUUCAGUUUUAGUCGGCGGUUGGGUUUCGUGCAGUAAGGUUUACUUGGAAACAAAGUGGCUGGUCACGUAAGGGUACAGACUUCGUUUGACAAACUCUUGUCAUUUUACAACUUUACUAAGACCGAAAGGGGCUAUGGGUAGACAACAUUGUCGAAGCUAAAAGACUAAGUACAGAUUUCCCAAUGUUCAUUUCGGCCAUUUAAGGUAACUCGACUGCGACAAUGUUAUGUCAAAUGCUGUAUACCCACAGCUGUCUUCUCUAUAUGAAGAGUCCAGAACUCAUUGUUUAGUUUAGCGAGCGUUACCUGGCCCUACAUAUAUAUACACCGGGAGACUGACCAGGGUACUUUCAAUCGAGAGCAAAGCUCUUUGGAUGCGCUGGCAACCAGGAAUUUUUGGAAACUCUUUCUCAACCAAAACAAUUGAAGAACCAGACAACAACAACCUGUACUGCCGUACUCAGGACCUACUCGAGCGUAUUUGUCAAAAUGGAAACCGCCUUACUCUAUUCGGCCAGCAAUUGCUUCCCCUCUUUGAAUACCCAGAAUCCCAAGAGAGUAAUGUUUCUACCUCGUCUUACCUUAAAUCCGAGGAGUAUCUGAAGGAAACCAUUCCCGCAGCAGACGCCCUGAUCCUUCUUACAUCUGAGGAUACUAACCACUGCAUCCUCCCUCAAGUACAAUGUUUCAUGAAUCGUCAGCCCAAGAAUCACAGCUACUACUCGUGGACCGCGUAUGGWUUCAAGUGUCUUUUGAUUGGAGGCUCUGUGCACAGUCGGCAGGCUGCGAUCAGUCUUCGACACUUGCUCGAUGAUUCGGAUUAUCCAUUUGUUGGUCGAGUCCUUCCCGAUCCCUGUUCCUUCGAGGAAUUUUAUGACAUAGAUCCGUCAUGUGAAACGGAAGAACCAUUUCCUUUGUAAUGGUAUGGAUUCAUUUUAUACUGGAAUAAGAACAUUUGUUCCCGYGAUACUUCUGUACAAAGCGUUCAUAAUAUAUGACUGAUAUACAUUUGAUUUAAUAAAACCUAAAA
This is a messenger RNA of Exaiptasia diaphana, 1227 nucleotides long. RefSeq lists its product as uncharacterized. The record is from RefSeq and is a predicted model, not a curated record. The transcript has 5 exons. The coding region runs from base 572 to 1117 and encodes 181 amino acids. Lineage: Eukaryota; Metazoa; Cnidaria; Anthozoa; Actiniaria; Aiptasiidae.